Molecule: messenger RNA, 654 nt
Organism: Meloidogyne enterolobii
Lineage: Eukaryota; Metazoa; Nematoda; Chromadorea; Rhabditida; Meloidogynidae
Source: the annotation of a GenBank genome assembly
AUGGUUAUGGAAUUGGCACACCACGAUCUUUUUGAUGAAAUCACCCCACAUAUGGGUCAGGGAAAGCAUGAAUGGGUGCGGAAUACUUUCAAGGAGAUUCUACAAGCAAUUAAUCCUCUUCAUAAAAUGGGUUUCGUACAUGGCGACCUCAAACCGGAGAAUAUGGCCUACUUCCGUGCCCCCCGAGUUAUCAACGAUCAACACUUCCCUACAAAAGAUGAUCCACUUGUGUUGAAAGUUAUUGACUUUGGAGGAGUCAUGAAAAAGCAGGACUUGCCUAAGGCUUGUGGAGAGAUUGUGACUGGGACUGUGAUGUAUAUGAGUCCUGAACAGGUCGCCUGGUGUGCAGCCCAUGACGAGGAGGAAUUUUUGGCUCGUCGUAAACAAUUCCCGGUAGUUUAUUGUAUAAACGGGUUGAGCACAAAAUCCGAUACAUGGUCAGCUGGAGUAAUUCUUUACCAAAUGCUCCAUGGAAAAAGCCCUUACCACUGGAUAACUAAAAAAUACGAGCAUCUAGACGAGGAAGAACGUGGGGAAAAGGCAGAUAGCGAGCUCAGACAGACAAUUUUUGACGGUAAAAAGCCAAUAGAAUUUGAUGAAAAAUAUCAAGAUUUACCACUUUUAGAAAUUGUUAAGGCAAGUAUUUUUAGUUAG